CUGUUUGUCCUCCUUCAGGCAAAAGGAGGAGGAGGAGGUGCUGCUGCUUCCCCCGACACACACACACACGCACACACACACACACACACACUGAUAAUUACACAGGCUAUGACGUACAACGGGUCCCUCCACCCUUGCUGCCAUUUUCCAACUCCUAAUCUGUGACAACGGGGCACCUUCGCUGCUCGUCCUCCAUGUCCGUGCACGGCAGCGAUGUGACUCCUGCAGCGCCAUCACCGCGUAGCCGCCCUAGCUGGCUCUGACAACGUUGCCGUGGUAACCUCCUCACAUCCUCCGCCUCGUCCACUCUGCUCUCCUCUUCCCGAGCACGCACGCACGCACACACACCCACGCCGCACGAAACGACACAAGCGGUAUUCCCGCCGCGCCCCUUCUUGCCGUGCCUGAUGAAUAAUCCAUGUGGAGGCAAUUGAGCGGGGAAUGCCGGCCAGGAAGGAACGCCAUGUGGCCAUCUUUUUAGGUGUCUAUCGCUUCAUAAUGGACUCCUGUCCUGGAUCCCGCACUUGGACGCCACCGACACAUUUGGACAGUGAUCCUUGGGACUUUUUUGGGUUGAGCGCCAUCACGAACAAGACGUGAGGAACGGCGAGGCGGAGGACAGCGUUCUUUACGAGAAAACACAGCGUGACUCCUUCCAGCUCAUCCCUCUGGAGGACUUUAGAAGCUUUCUACCCCCUAGCCAUGUUCUGCUUCUGCUUCCAGAGCCCCUCCCUCAAGCUGCAAGCCCUGGAGGCUGAUUUUAGCCCCCCCGACUUGGAGCAGGAAGACCCCCGAGAUCUGAAGAACCUGCCGGCCAACCAGCAGCCUCUUUUGAGCAGGCAGCCGAGCCCGCGUUUGGACCACAAGCCGCUCUUCCAUUCGCCUCCCUCAACGCCAGCUCAGGACACCGUUGCAGACUCAUCGCAGCACGUUGCUCCCGCAUCCCGAGAUUCUUUCUAUACACUCGGCGGCUCUCCUGAGGUACCUGCCGACCCCCCGGCUAGCUCCCCGGGCAGCCCCCCCCUGCUGUCGGCUUUCAGCACCGGCGAGUGCCCGGUCCCGUCUCCUCGCUGCCCCAACCUGAGCCUUCGCUACAACCUGGACCCCGACGCCGCCCCGUCGCCGCCGUGCUCGCAGCACAUCCGCAUGGCGCGCUGCAGCAUCCGCUCGGAACCAGACGAUUGCUCCCUGUCUGUGUCCGUGUUGAAAAGACACGUUCAGACCUUGAGGAAGAGGAUCAGGCAGCUGGAGGAGCAUUUUGAGCAGGAGAGGCUCAAGGUGAACGCCAAAGUCGAAACGCCUUCUCAUUAUGACAAGAGCGCACAUCCCGAGGUUGCCAGACUGAUUAAGGAGCUACUGAAGAGCCGCAAGCAGCUAAAAGAGCUCAAGCUGUGUCAUGCGGACGAAGACGUCCUGAAAGCACCUUUCACCCCGAGCGAGGCAGACUUUCAGCAAGCCAACAACAAGAGCAACAACGGCAAGCCCAGCGUGGAGGAGACGCUCCACGUCAUCAGCAUGAUGCUGAUGGAGAGUCGGCGAGAGCUCAGCCUUCCAGACAGCAUCAAGGAGAUGAACCCUUCCCAGAUGAGCUUGGAGAAGUCCAGUCUGCAAAAGUGUUUGCUCUACUUUGAGAGUCUGCAUGGAUGCCCGAGUAACGCGAGCGAGCGGUCGCUGGUCAAACCUUUUUACGAGCGCUACCGCAUCCUCAAACAGAUGCUGCUUUCCUCCGCCACCCCCACACUCAUCACCACCAUUGAGGAAGAGGACGGCUCAGAUGACGACCACCCCAAAGAGCAAAACCUGAGACAGCAGCACAUGUCGCCUGGGGAGCCUCCCCCUCCCACCUUGGAAAUGUCCGACACGCCGCUGGUGUCGCCUCUGGACGAAGUCAAGUGUCUCCAGCCGCAGAUCGUCACCAUGGCAACACUCCAUGAGGCUUCCAGAUCGGAAUUACUGGACCAUCUUCGGAUCACCCGCUUGGAAAAACGGAGGCUUCACCGUGCACUGCGGGAGUUUGAGGACCUUUUCUACACCUUGAGUGGCAGGGUGUGUCAAAAGGAGGACCGUGGGCCCAUGGCCGAGGAGUACUGCCAGUACAAGAACCUCAAAGCCAAACUGCGCCUGCUCGAGGCCCUGCUCAGCAAAAAUCAGGACACGCCCAAGAGCAACUGAGCUGACGACGACGACGACGAUGCACUUUACUGGAGGACAGCGGUGAACGUGAUGUUGUUGUACACUGGGAGUUGUGUAAAUCUUGGUGUAGGUGUAUUAUGGCACUUACUGUUUUUUGUCUGUCAUUAUUGUGGAAUAUGCAUUUUUUUAAAUUAUAUUGGGAAAGAAAGGCAUUUGUAUGAAUGGGUGGUAAACAGAAAAACUAAACUGCACAAUUAUGAGGGAAAGUCACAAAGCUAUGACAACAGUCUUUUUUUCAAGAAAACAUUGUAGUAGUUUAAGAAUUAUCAUUCAGAGAACUAACAUUUUGUAAUUUCUAAAAAAAAAUUACAAAUGUGUUUAAAUACAACUUUUUUGUGAUUGACUUUUGUUAGAGAUAUUUUUUUUCCUUUGAAGUUAAGGAAAUGAAGUUUUCAUGACUUUAGUUUUGUGAAUAACAUUUUUCGUGUAAUAUAUACAUAUACAUUAUAUUUCUCUGGGGGAAAAUAGUUUUGCUGAUACAUUUUUGUUACACUUUCAUUGUAAUAGUGCUAAUUUAAAAAUGAAAACCAUUUUCUUGACUUUGCGUUUUCGGAACU
This is a messenger RNA of Syngnathus acus (greater pipefish), 2750 nucleotides long. It is a transcript of the gene fam13c, whose product is annotated as family with sequence similarity 13 member C. Bases 703 to 2172 code for a protein of 489 amino acids. The record is from RefSeq and is a predicted model, not a curated record. The transcript has 11 exons. Lineage: Eukaryota; Metazoa; Chordata; Actinopteri; Syngnathiformes; Syngnathidae.